Messenger RNA from Entrophospora candida, 483 nucleotides. The record is from the annotation of a GenBank genome assembly. Lineage: Eukaryota; Fungi; Glomeromycota; Glomeromycetes; Entrophosporales; Entrophosporaceae.
AUGGAAUCGAUAUUAAAUUUUCGUGAUGUUACUGAAAGUUUUAACGAAUUUGAUAAUAUUUAUAAUAAAAAACCUUCAAAUGAAGAAGAAAAUCUACUGGCAAAAAAUUAUCCAUUGGUGAAAGGCACUAAUAAUGCUAUUAAAUUAAUGGGAGAAGUUUUGACUCCAAAUGGAUUACACGGAAUGUAUAUUGAUCUUGUAAAGAAUUGCCAUGAAAUAAUUAUUGAGAUCCUUGAAGCAUUAACAGAUAAAUCAAAUUUACCUGUAUUGAUUCAUUGUAAACAUGGUAAAGAUCGUACAGGAAUAGUAAUUGCAAUUAUCUUAUCAUUACUUGGCAUUCCAGAUGAACUUAUCAUCAAAGAUUAUUUAUCAUCACUAAAACAUUUACAACCUAUUCAAUCUGAAAUCGUAAAAGAUUUUAGAAGAAUGGGUUUACCUGAAGAAUUCUCACUGAUGAAUAUAGUUCAACGUCGAACUAUUUAA